Messenger RNA from Hydatigera taeniaeformis, 240 nucleotides. The record is from the annotation of a GenBank genome assembly. NCBI's taxonomy places the organism in Eukaryota, Metazoa, Platyhelminthes, Cestoda, Cyclophyllidea, Taeniidae.
GAGACGGCCCUCUUGCUGGAUCCCGAAAACUCCUCCCUCUCCUCAAAGAAGUAUGUUGCGUUGACAGUGGCGCACGAGUUGGCACAUAUGUGGUUCGGGAAUUUGGUGACAAUGUCAUGGUGGACGGAUCUGUGGCUGAAUGAGGGCUUUGCAACGUGGACCGAAUACCUUGCUGUGGAUCAUUGUUUCCCAGACUAUGAUAUUUGGGUGAGUCGUCUUGCUCAGUGUGGUGUGUUGUGA